Linum trigynum is the source of this 3790-nucleotide messenger RNA. NCBI's taxonomy places the organism in Eukaryota, Viridiplantae, Streptophyta, Magnoliopsida, Malpighiales, Linaceae. The record is from the annotation of a GenBank genome assembly.
GAAGUUGUACCAUAACGUUAAAUGUACAACUUUAUUAUGUAUUACAAAGACAAAAAAAAAACACCAAUGCUUUAAAACACUGUAAAUUUAUCCGUUUAUACAUUUUCCCAAUUGUGACACCUAAGUGUCAACGUUCGUCCAUCCGCUUAAAACUACGCAUGCAUAGAAGGUAGACAACAUCGAAACAUAUGUCUCGUCUAUGAGUUCCUGAAGAAUUAGGUUUCUAGAACACGUCGACACCUAAGUGUCAGCGUCUAGGCAAUCCAUAUUAAAUGGGAAAAUUACAUCAUCUAUAAAUUCAAUCGUCUAUAUAUAAAAAAUUAACAGCUCAAGAACUUUGUACGAGUUAUUGAGUUAUGAUUUCUUGAACUUUCAGAUGAUUUUGUUUUUAUUAAGGUUUAAGUAAGUUAUCAAUCAUUUGAACUGAAAUGAUAAAGUAUUAUUAAUUUUUAUUUCAUUCAUAUCAUUAAUAUAAGAAACUAAUGGAAGGUUACAAAUAAAGUGCAAGUCCAAUGAAGGUUCAACAAAGAAAAACAAUAGAGUUACAACCCAACACACAAACCAGCCCAGAAGGAAAGGGCCAAAAACCCUAAAAGAACUAGUCCCGACAUUCAAAGAUACCAAGUUAAAAUCUCACGAUCCUUUCUGUUUGGAUUGACUGGGAUCAACCCGUUCUUCACAAGGAUCGGACAACUGAUAUACUAAUCAAGCCAAUGACGUCUAGUCGACAUUGGUAACCUAUCAUCCAAACUGAUGUUGCACACGCCCAACAUUAAUUUAAGGAAGGGUGUUGAAAAUAUAAAAUAUAAGUACUAUAACGUAAUUGUUGUGAACGUACAUGCUGCAUGGCUAGGGUUUGUACACUAAGCCUACACAUAUGACGUAUGGGUGAUUGUCAGAAGGUAAGUUGAUUAUAAUUGAACUUUAGAAGACCACAAUUUUGUUUUUUUUUUUUUUUAACUAGUCCUGACAUUCAAAGAUACCAAAGUAAUUAAAAUCUCACGGUCGUCGUUUCCGUUUGGAUUUUGAUUGUUUGACAAGGGCAAGCAAGAUUGGGAUUUUGGGGGGAUUGGACUUGGCCAGUCUGAUCAGUCUGCCCAAUUUUUCGUUUGUCUUCUUCGAAGAUGAGAGAAGAACAAAAAUGUCUCUGCAUGGCUUAACUUCCACGUCUCAAUAUGAUCCAUGAAACGGCGGCCGUUAUCCCUUUUUUCGUCCUCAAUCUGGACCUUUUCCUUUGCAUAAUUGUUAUAGUUUGAUUUUCUUAUACAUUGAUAUGUCUUGACCGUGUCUCCAUCUCUCAGCCACCAUUCUCCUUUUAUACAGUCAUAUUUCCUCCCUAUGUUGACAAUAUUGGACUUCAUCUUUUCUCUUUCUCUCUGAAUAUAAGCAAAAAUGGUGUUUUGGGAGGGAUAUGUGAGCGACGAAGCAAUGGGAAUCAUUGCUCCAAUGGUGGUUUAUUGGGUCUAUGCUGGCUUUUACCAGCUCGUGCUGCCGCCGUUGGACGAGUACAGGCUGCACUCGAGGAAGGAAGAAGACGAGAAGAACUUGGUGCCGUUUCAUUGUGUGGUGAAGGGUGUUUUGGUACAGCAGCUACUCCAGGCAACAAUAGGCUUUUCAUUCUUCUUGUUAACCUCAUCCACAACCACAACCCCAGUCCAACAACAACAACAACCAUCCAUCCCACGCCAGCUCGCUCAGACCAUCCUCGCCAUGCUCGUCGUCGACGCAUGGCAGUACUUCGUCCACCGCUACAUGCACCAGAACAAGUUCCUCUACCGUAAGGUCCACUCCCAGCACCACCGCCUGGUGGUGCCCUACGCCGUCGGGACGCUCUACAACCACCCCGUGGAGGCGGUGCUCGACACCGUGGGCAGCGGCGUCGCGUUCGUCCUGUCCGGGAUGACGCCACGGACGGCGGUGUUCUUCUUCAGCUUCCACGUCGUCAAGACCGUGGACGACCACUGCGGGAUGCUGCUGCCGUGGAACUUGGUGCCUAGGGUUUUCUACAACAACGCGGCGUACCACGACGUGCACCACCAGCUGCAAGGGAGCAAGUAUAACUAUUCGCAGGCGUUUUUCUCGAUCUGGGAUAGGGUUUGCGGGACGCAUAUGCCGUAUGUUGUUGUGAAGCGGGAUGGAGGCGGGUUCGAGGCUAGGUUGGUUAGGAAAGUUGGCUAAAAGCUAGCUUAGCUGUGUUGGUAUUUGGAUAUAUGUAUGUGAUCUAUAUAUCGUUGUUCUGUUUUACUUUUUUUUUUUUGGGGGGGGGGGGGGAUUUUUAUUUUGAUAUUAAAUGAAUGUUAUGGUUUGGGUUAGAGAAUUGGGGUCUGGGGGUUCGCUUAUUGGAGAUCAGGGGUAUAGUAACAUACCUCAAACUCCGGUUAAUUCAUGGUCUAAAUAAUAAAAUUCGAUGGGCGCAUUCUUUUAUGAUGUACGUAUUGAAUGGUAAUUUAUGAUUACGAGUUCCUAUAUAAAGCAAAAUAAAAAACAUGUUUAGGGAUGAUGAUAGGUCGAUUCAUUUGAGUAAUUGGGUCCAAUUAUCGUGGCCCAUAGGGUUUUGGGUUGGAUCUAGAUGGACUCAUAUGCAUUCUUAAUAAUUUGGGUUUGGAUUGGGCCCAAUUUGGAUCAAUCCAUUUGUUCGGAGAGCACUGGAUUAGAAUGAGAGGUUCACUGGUCGGGCACAUAUGGCUCUAAUUGGGUCUAUGUUAUUAUACACACACACAAAAAAAGUAUUGAUAAUCUUACUAUUUGCCUUCAACCAAUUCACUUUCAAUGCUGGCAUCUCCACAUUGAUGUAUGUUUCCGAACAAAGAAAAAGGCAAAUAUCCUAUUUAGAGUUGGUUAUGUUUUAGAACAAAGAAAAAGUGACAAGUUUCGCAAUGAACUACUACAACUUUUUCAACUACAUAACUUUUAUGGAUAGCACUUUGUCUUAAUAGAGAUGGGUGUCCUAGCACUGAAUGUCACAGGUCCAUAUUUUGUUGUGAGUGAUUGUAGGAUGUUGCAAUGGAGGGUGACUUCCCUCUGGCAUCAAGGACGAGAACGGAAUGUGAGCAUUGAGACAUUCGGUAAAAUUCUCUAAUUUGAUGGACCAAGCCAAUCCUCCUCUUGAUAAGCAGGUCCUGGAUUUCACAUAAGAAUGAUUUGAAGGUAAGUACACAUGUGAUAGGAAGAGUUUUUUUGUUAAUUUGAUGAUUGAGAUCAAACCAAAAGAAAAGCAUGGGACAUAAAGAACUUGAUGGAGAAUGUGGUUACAAGGUAAUCUCACUAUGCCUAUGUGAGUAGUUGCUGCCUUUUGACCACUAGGCAGAGUUAGAAACACAUUCUUAAUAAACCAAAAAAAAAAAAAACAUUUGAUAUGGUGAGUAUAGCUCUUUGCCUGCAAAAUUAGGGAAACUUGACAAGUAUCUCAUGACAGAAUUAGUUUGAGGAAAGACUGAUGUCGCUAAAAGCGCGUGCAAAGAUAAUUCAGAAAGCGAAACUGACUGGAGUCGCAUUUCUCUAGGGUCCUUUCUCAAGCAUUGGUUUUCCCCUCGAUCGCAUAUCUCGAAUGGACCCUGCCAUGAUCUUUGCCGAUGUUGGGGGAAGCAAAUAUGACGAUCGCAUACUCAUUUUUUUGCUGCUCUUCUUCGAAGACGAGAAGAAGAUGAAUGUGUGUUGACUUCUACGUUUCAAUAUAUAUAUACCAUUAAACCGCGGCCGUUAUACCAUUUGUUUUGUCCUCGAGCGGCUUUCCAUUUGCAUUGUUUUAGUUUCUUAUAUAUUAUAUGCUGAAUAAUAUGCCUUAACCUUU